Boleophthalmus pectinirostris (great blue-spotted mudskipper) is the source of this 6440-nucleotide messenger RNA. RefSeq names its product zinc finger protein 516. Gene Ontology annotation, cellular component: nucleus. The coding region runs from base 371 to 3631 and encodes 1086 amino acids. Gene Ontology annotation, molecular function: RNA polymerase II cis-regulatory region sequence-specific DNA binding; DNA-binding transcription factor activity, RNA polymerase II-specific. Gene Ontology annotation, biological process: regulation of DNA-templated transcription. The record is from RefSeq and is a predicted model, not a curated record. NCBI's taxonomy places the organism in Eukaryota, Metazoa, Chordata, Actinopteri, Gobiiformes, Gobiidae. The transcript has 6 exons.
UUGGAGCCUGUUGGGCACCCCCCAAAUGACCAAAUGGACUCGCCCUACUCAAUCAUGCACUUCAGCAUACACUGCAAAGAGCAUGCUUUCACCUUUAGGAUUGUCUGCGCUUCUUGAAGUCACCCUGGAUUAUUCUUUCCGACGAGGCAGGUGGAAGCAGCUCUUGCCUCAGGGGGAAUGAAGAGAAGAUGUGGAUGUAAUGUCAAACAAAUUCUGACAUAAUGAAGACUUGAAUGGAUGUCAAAUAAGUUGCUAAUUGCACAUAAAGUAAAUGAAAACCACUGUAUGAUAUUUAGAGGUUCCCUGGACAUUGCUAGAUGAGCUACAGAUAACAGUAGAUUUCUAUUUGAGCUUGAAAAAGGCCAAAAAGAUGUCCUCAGUUAUCAACCCCCGAGACAGUGUGGAGGUGAUGGAAAAAGAGAGCAAGAAGAUAGUGGAUGAAAAAGCCAUUCCUGAAAGUGAAGAUGGCGCCAAUGACAAAGGCUCAUUCAACUGUAACGUGUGUGGACGCAGCUUCCCCUUCCUCAGCUCUCUAUCCCAGCACAUGAGGCGGCACACGGGGGCACGACCCUACAAGUGCCCCUACUGCGACCACCGGGCCUCCCAGAAGGGCAACCUCAAAGUGCACAUUCGAAGCCACAAUCUCGGAACUCUGUCUACUCACCAUUCCAAUGAGGACGAUGGGGGGGAGGAGGAGGAGAUGAGCGUUUCAGAGGGGCUUGACGGGGGAACGAGCCCCACUAAAAGCAGUUCAGCGUGCAACAAAAUGAUCAAUGGUAACGCGACAGAGGAGAGCCGUAGGAAGCUGCCUGUAAGGAGUUUGAAAAGAGAGAAAUCAGCAUCGGACCAGCGGCCUUUCUGUUGUCGCUUGUGUGGUUUUGAAGCACAGAGGGAAGACCAAUUGUUAAGUCACAUAGAGAAAGUUCACAUUACAGCAGACGCAGAGGAAGAGACUGUAGUGAAGGAGGAGGCCUUGUCUGAACCUGAUGCAGCUCCAUCUCAAGAUGACGGUAGCUUCCCCUGUGAGACAUGUGGCCAAGUCUUCACCCAGGCCUGGUUCUUAAAAUCACAUAUGAAAAAACACGCUGGAAUUUUUGACCACUGCUGCAGAAUCUGUGGACGGCGGUUUCGUGAGGCCUGGUUUCUCAAGUCUCACAUGAAAACUCACAACACAAAAUCCAGGUCACGAUCGAGAGCUGAUUCCUCCGAGCACCCUGCUACCAUCAACGAUGUGGCGCAAGACCCUGAAAUUGUCUCCUCUGUUACAUCCAGCUAUCAAAUGUGCUCCAAAUGUGGCAAUCUCUUCCAUACUAAAGAAAGCCUGCGAGCACAUGACAAAGUUCACAGUUUUAGUUAUGGGAAGAAAUCUCAAAACCAAUGCAGGCCUUGUGAAGAGGAUCCUCCCGCUGCUAAGAGAUGUCUCCUUGACUACUUAAGACUAAAACCUGUAGAGGAAAAUACACAGAAUGAAGAGGCGGAAUGUGAAGACAAGGUGUUGGGUCAGAGGAUUCCAGAGUUGGAUCCUGUUUGUAGCUAUCAGGCUUGGCAGUUAGCCACGAAAGGCAAGGUGGUAGAACCUGUUGAACCCAGUCAUAAGACAUCUAACGGAGGAGGAAGUAGCACAGAGGAGGGCUUGGGUACGGCUGCUGUGGUCUUCGAGAAAGAGAGCAGUCGUUAUGUGUUGCAGGGUCAGGAGAAGAAGGGCCCAGGCAGACGCAGUAGCUCCGCACAGGGCAGUCAAGCUUCAUCAGGCGAGAGGACACCAGAGAGCCUCAGUGACUCAGAGUACAGACCUGCAUCUCGACAGGACAGAAAGCGCCCCUCCCAGUCCCCAGCUCCAUCUAAGGUCAACGAGUGCCUGGAGUGUGGGAAGGUGUUCCGCAGUCGCCACCAGAUGGUUCUACACCAGAAGGUCCACAGCAAAGACAGAAGUGGCAGGGCUUCUGGAGGAAAAGACAGCACCACAAAACAGGACCGCUGUGGCUCCAACAGUGAUCCUGAUUCAAGGUCCCCAAGUCGACCCAGCACCCCGGGAUACGGAGACUCUCCUCCAGCCUCAGCAAUGGGACAAGAGGCCUCUGAGAUGGGCUCUGCUAAUGCUGGAGUCAUAGCAGAUGUGAAGCCCUAUGUCUGCAGCCUGUGUGAUUUUGUUACUACUGAUUCCAGCUCUUACAAGACUCAUCUUCGUGUUCAACAUCCAGGUUCCCAUGACGACAGCCCCAGCCCAAGCUCCAGCUCUGACCGAGGGACCCCCAGUGGCUUCUCUAAACUAAAGAAAGCUCUUCUUCAUAGCAUGAACAACUCUGUUUCCUCUUCUACUGACCUUUCGCUGAAUUCCUCUUUGCUCGACCCAAGUUCUGUACCUGUAAAUCUGUGUGUUAGAACAGAGGAGCAUAGGGGUACAAGCACCAUGGCGAUGGACAGGAAGAACCUCCCCAGUCACAAGUGUUCCUUCUGCUCUCACUCCACCCGCUACCCUGAGGUCCUGUGGAUGCACCAGACUGUGGCACACCGCAUCAACAGCAGUAGCUCUAGUCUUGCUCCAAAAUGGGCCCCUAAAAACACCCCAAAAAGCUCCAAAGAGAAUUCACUCUCCUGGAGGAGGCGUACAGGCCCACCACCUGUUCUGGAAGGAAAGGAAUGCCCACCUUUGACCCCACUGUCAAGAUCAAAACGCACCCAACCACCAAACCAUUCAAAUGAACCAAUUAAGAAAAGCAGACCCAGCAGUAAUUCCACUAUACCAUCAUCCUCAACAUCUGCCUUUUCUAAGAAAGCAGUGUCAAGCCAAAGUGGUAGGCCUCCUGUACGUCCACAAGGGGGCAGCACCAGCAACAUAAGAUCCACACCAGAACAGAGUCACCAGUCUUAUUUUAAACCCAAAGUAGACAAUAUUUACCCCCGGACAUCCUCUUCAUCGUCUUUGGAGAAAAGUUCUAACUCCUUAUUACGUUCUUCAAAAUCUAGUCCUAGCCCAACUCAGGCCCCACGGACAAAUGAGCGCUAUGUGAUGCCUCAGGAGGGGUUAGGGUUCAUGCUGUCCAGUAAACAUGCACUAGCAGACUACAACAGAGCACGGGGAUCCCAUCACCAGCCCGUAUCCAGCUCUCACAGCCAAAGCCGAGCUAAUGCUACAAGGGCCAGUGCAAUCACCCACAGCUCAACACACAGUAACCUAUACGCACAGGUCCAAGGAGGAGCCCUGCAGAACCACUCAUCUGCUGCUCUGCCUUCAGAAGGUCAUAAAGAGGUCAGGCAGGAGUCAGGGUCUGAGGCUGCUGCAGCUGAGAUGCCCGCAGAUGUCCUCGGCUUUCUCAAGAACUACAGCCCACAUGAACUGGCAGCGCUCUAUCACCGUUGGGGAGCAGCCAAUGCCAUGCUGGACCCCACAGGGAUGCUGCGAUCUCUAAUGCGGCAAGGACAAUACUUCUGUCAUGAGUGUGGAAAGAGCUUUAGCCAGCCAAGCCACCUGCGCACACACAUGAGGUCCCACACAGUUGGGUUUGAUUUUAACGGACUCCACAGAGGCACUGACGCCACUCACGCCACCGCUUCUGAGGCUCCCAAACAAGGGAGAGGCCAUUCUGCUGCCAGCUCUGCCCAUACCGAGCCUCUCAGAAAGGGAACCUAAAGACACACGUCCAGAGUGUCCACCACAUGCCCUUUGACAACAGCCAGUGUCCAGAGACCAAGGCACUACAAGUGGACCGAACAGAGCAGGGAGGCCUGGUUUCCAAGCAUGUCCCGAGACCACAACAGCAAUGAAAGAUUAUUUAAGAUAGAGGACCUGAAUUGGCAAUUUUGGCAGACUAACUUGAGAAGACAAACCCACAAUGGUAACAAUUUUGAAUGUCGUGGAGCUGAUUUUUUGAGGAAUUUCUCUUGUUAGAAAUUCCAGGUCACAAUGACAAAUGGAUUUAUUUUGGAAAUGUUUUCUUUACAAACGACUCCCUUGUCUUAAAGUUUGAAUAAUGAAGCACUGACGAAGGGUUGUUUACAUCACCUUUACAGAUAGAAGCCCUCAUAAUUUAAAAUGGAUACCCCUGCUGCCAUUUUGGAGGAACUGGAUACAAGGUGUCUAUUAUCAAAGUGGAUUUUUAUUUUUUUUUUUGUGGACAUUGCUUUGCUGCCCUCUUUAUUUGAAUUUUAUGGUAAUAGAUACCAAUCAUAUGACCCAGGCUUGAGUGAAAGAACGCACCCUUCUUUUGUACUAAACAUCUUUGAUAUUUGUUUCAACAUAAUCAAAUUGGAUACUUGCCUCUUGCCUGCAUGUUUGUGCCCUCCCCACUCUAACAUCUGGGAAGUGCAGUGACCACUUGGAAGCUGCGAUGAUUAGAAGAAGUGCUUGGAUAAAGGAGAGAGAGAAAAAGAAGUGCGCACUAAUGGGGGCGUCCUCUUUAGUGCUCAUUAAAAAGACUGUACGUUUUUAAUAGCCAGUAUAAAUGAGCACUGGGUUUUUAUGUUCGCUCAAUUACUGGCCGUUUAGAAGGAAAGGAGAACUGAACGUAGGUUGUUUGGCUUCGUAACUCCUGCAUAUUACAGGAUUAUUGCGACUCCGAAGUGGUGACCUCGUGAUGCCAGUUUGCCCGACUGAAAAGCUCCACCUUUUGUUUUUGCAAAAGAUUUUAUGGUACGGUUAUUAUUAGCCCACUAAUAUUUUCAUUUUUAACUGCUGUAACAUGCUGGUACUAGAAUUACCAUUAAGAUGAUAUUAAUUAGUCGUUACACUUUAUAUGACUGGCCAUGUUUAGUAUUGGAAUUUCCUGUAGACAUAUUACAAUUGUUAUUUUAAAUAGUUUAAUAGAUGAUUUGAAGGUAAUAGUGGCAAAUCAGAUGUUGGUACUACUGAUUUUUACCAGAUUUCUCAGAGUUAAAAGUUCACAGAGGGUCAAAAGUCAUGCUUCUAUUACUUUGAAAGAAAAUGAACAUGUAUUAUGUAAAUGUAGAGCCAUCACAGCCUUAACUCAAGUGUGUAUGUAAAUGUGUGCAUUAUUUUAACUCCUUCCAUUGUAUUCGAGGUUGACUAACUUCUAUCUAGUGUCUUGCUUUAGAUGCUUCAGAUACUAGCCUACCUCUUAACUCCAAUGCCUAUUUUGUCUUUUCAUAUGAUUUUGUUCAGCAGUCAAAUUAAAUUACCUGCAAGUUGUUUGCAUAUUUGUUUGCCAAUUUUGAAAAAGCCAUGUCCAUUUAUGAAGGAGGAGAAAAUGGAAGACAAUGUACUCAAAGACAGCAGACAAAGCUCUAUUUUAGAAAACUCAUAACAUGCUAUACCCGCAGUGGGUUGUUCAGUUAUGCAUACAGUGAGGUGUGCUUGCCUAUGAAAAUACACAGCUGUGUAUAUUGAAGGCAUGGGUAGUAGUGAGAAUACUUGAAAAUACUCUUAGCCUUUGAGGUAGUGUAGUUCGGAUACCAGUGUUGUACAGAAUUCCCUUUAAGACAAACUCCUCAGUUAUGAAUUUGUACUCCAAAGUGUGACUUAAAAAAUACUAUGAUCCAGGCGCAACUGUAUGUAAUAUAGAUAUGUACAUGUGAAAUCCACUGUUACCAAACCCUUUAUACACAGCAGUAGGAAAACCAAAAGGGAUUAUAGUGCACUUAGACUAGCUUUAACUUCUCCCAUCAUUAGCAAAAUAUGAAUUUUUGAGAAUGUCUUUUUUAAUUAUGCCGCUUAUUACACCUGAAAUUAAGCCCACAUUUUUCAUACCUUGGCUGAAAUUUCUAUCUCAAAUAGACUCAAUACACUGUGCAUUGUACAUUAUUAGAAAAUCUCUGUUUGAAAUACAUAAGCAGUGCAAAAUAUUAAUUUACUAUUCUGUCAAAAGCUGUCAUGUGUUUAUUAGAGGAAUUCAUUUCUAUCACUAUGGUUCAAUUCAAUUUGAUCAAGUUUACCAUGCAACCUUGUGUUAUGGUAUGAAUAAACUUAAAUGGGCUUAAAUGUAAAUGUGAUUUCAGAUUUAUACAUCUUAUUUGUUUGGAUAGAUUCUUAACAAACUGAUGGAGGAUUUGAUGAUGCUAGAUGCAGUUUUUCUUUUUGCGAGUGUUGCUGAAUUGUAGUUUUUCAGUAGGUAGUUGGGCUGCCCUCCCAAAGGGGCUGGCAGGUGUUUGCAUUUCUCUUGGGUUUUCUCAUGCCUUCUUCUAAGUUGUGUCUGUUUUGCUUUUUUAUUUGUUUUUGAUUAAUUUACCUAGAAAACAUUAUUAUUCAAAAAGUUGUUUGUUUGGUGUAUUUAUUACUCUUCAAAUGGAUAAGAGGACAGUUAAAUUUAGAUUUUGGGGGGUUAUGACUUUUGUUUUUCUGUUUUUAUUUGUAUAUUGUGUCAUUUUUCAAGCCAGCAAGCCGAUGUGAAAGCUCUACCUCGUCUGAGCCAGUUCUGUUACACUUUUUGUAUAUCAUUUCAAAAAGAUGUAAUGUCAUGUCCACAAUAAAGACACACAAAAUGGCA